GCCAACGUUCAUUGUUACAUGUUUUAGCAUCAUCUUCCGCAAUUGCUUCUAUUCACCAACACAUCUACGCGUCUUCUCUAUUUAUUUCAUUUGCACGGACAAUUUGUACGCAACUGUCAAGACUUGAGCUUCUAAAAUAGCGUAAUGACGCAAACGGACCUCAAUAAAUAUCCAGCUCAAACUAAAACCUGCCUAUAGUUUCAUUCAAGAUGGUUUUAGAAACUAUUUCAAAGAUCAUAAAAACCCAGCUUCCAGCCUACCUCAAGAAGUUCCCCCUUCCUGAGACGAUCGGAGGAUUUGCGAGGUUAACAGUCCUUGAUUGGCUCCGGUUGCUGCCUCUCCUGGGAAUCUUGGCCCUGCUGGGCUACCUCACCAUCCGGCCCUUCCUGCCCAAGAAGAAGAAGCAGAAGGACAGCCUGAUCAACCUGAAGAUCCAGAAGGAGAACCCCAAAGUGGUCAACGAGAUAGAUAUUGAGGACUUGAAGAGCACAAAUGUCUGUUACUGCCGCUGCUGGCGCUCCAAAACGUUUCCCGUUUGUGACAAAUCACACAUAAAGCACAAUGAGUUGACUGGAGACAACGUGGGGCCUCUCAUACUCAAGAAGAAGAUAAUAUAAUCCAUCUUUAACACUGAGGGAGCCGCCAUCUUCACUCCCUACUUCUGUCUUUGGUACUUUAAAAAAAAGUCUGUAUUUUAGGGCAUGACCUUUUGCACUCUUCCAAUUUGUCUUUUUUUUUUUUUUUUUUUUAAAGACACAUACUUUCCUUUUGGUCGUGAUAUGCUGUAGAAAUGUUGGUGGCACGUUAACUCAAAGAUUUUACCAUCAACACUUUUGUAAAUCUUAUUUAUUUCAAAUUGACAAUAACGGACAUUAAGAGGUUAUACCAGAGUAGCAUUAAACCUUUCAAACUAUCACCACUCCCUCUUGUCUCCUUCUGAGAACUUUUUGUACAGUGGCCAUUUUCCAGUCUGGCUAGCAGCUCUCGUUAGAAACAGUUAACUUUGGUCUCCUUGAUAGCAACGCUCAGUUCCAAACUAUUGGGAUCACAUUGAGGGGAAUUUGAACUUGAAUCAUGAUUGCAAUUAGGGUAGCAGUACAUUUUGUUAAGUUGAAAAAAAUAUGUAUAAUUAGCCUUUUCAAUCUCUGAACUACUGCAAGCUUGAAGUCUUUCACUUGCAUACAAACACACUUCCAGGAUUUAUUUUCUCUGCCAUGUCUUUGUUCCUAACCUUAUAAAACAUGCCUUAAUUCUG
Molecule: messenger RNA, 1255 nt
Organism: Oncorhynchus gorbuscha (pink salmon)
Lineage: Eukaryota; Metazoa; Chordata; Actinopteri; Salmoniformes; Salmonidae
Product: CDGSH iron-sulfur domain-containing protein 2B
Exons: 3
Coding region: 210-617 (135 amino acids)
Biological process (GO): autophagy of mitochondrion; regulation of autophagy
Cellular component (GO): intracellular membrane-bounded organelle; mitochondrial outer membrane
Molecular function (GO): 2 iron, 2 sulfur cluster binding
Source: RefSeq, a predicted model, not a curated record